Molecule: messenger RNA, 4129 nt
Organism: Pteropus alecto (black flying fox)
Lineage: Eukaryota; Metazoa; Chordata; Mammalia; Chiroptera; Pteropodidae
Gene: CDHR2
Product: cadherin related family member 2
Exons: 32
Coding region: 90-4010 (1306 amino acids)
Biological process (GO): multicellular organism development; calcium-dependent cell-cell adhesion; cell morphogenesis
Cellular component (GO): adherens junction; plasma membrane; catenin complex
Molecular function (GO): cadherin binding; calcium ion binding
Source: RefSeq, a predicted model, not a curated record
ACUGCAGGCCCCAGACGGUGCCCACCUGUGCUUGCUGGUGCCCAUCUGCUGCCCCUGCGGCCCCUUCCGGGGCACAGGUCCCUCCAGACAUGAUGGGAUGGCCAUGGCUUUCCUGCCUCUUGCUUCCUGCCUUUGCAGUGUCUGUGGCAGCCAACGUGGCCCCAACGUUCCUGUCCAACAUGACAUCAGUGACCCUGCCUGAGGACCUACCAGUGGGUGCCGAAGCUUUCUGGUUGGUAGCUAAGGACCAGGACCAGGACCCUCUGACCUACGGAAUUAGUGGCUCCAAUGCCUACUUUUUCACUGUCAUCUCGACCACUGGAGAAGUGAAGCUGGCCAGCCCACUGGACUAUGAGACACUCUACUUCUUCCCAGUCACCAUCUCCGUGAGCGACGGUCACAACAACCCAGUGCAGAAGGAAAUGCAGGUGAUCGUGGAGGACAGAAAUGACAAUGCACCUGUUUUCCAAAACACCGGUUUCUCUACUAAUAUUAGCGAGACCCUGCCCAUUGGCUCCCUGGUGUUCUCUGUGCUGGCGGUCGACAAAGACACCGGGUCUGCGGGCGCCGUGGUGUACUACAUAGAAAGGGUCAUCCCUAGCACCUCGGACAGCCAGUACCUCUUCAAGAUCCUGCUCAAUGGUUCCAUCAUCCUCAACGGCAGCCUCAGCUACAACAACAAGAGUGCCUUCUACCAGCUGGAGCUGAAGGCCUGUGACUCGGGCGGUUGGUACCAAAACAGCUUCAUCACGCAGUGCUCUUCACCUGUCUUCCUGUCUAUCUCGGUGAUCGACCAGCCAGACCUGGACCCCGAGUUUGUCAGAGAGUUUUACUCGGCCUCUGUGGCUGAGGAUGCACCCCAGGGAACCUCAGUGCUGAAGGUGGAGGCCGUGGAUAGAGACAAAGGCAUCAAUGACCGCGUGACCUACAGCAUCUCCAACUCCACAAGACCUGGCUGGUUUGACAUUAGCCAAGAUGGGGUGAUCAGAGUCAGUGGUUCCUUGGACCGUGAGCAGCUGCUGGAGGAGGAUGAGGAGGUGCAGGUGCAGGUCACGGCCACCGAAGAGCACCUUAACAUCUAUGGGCAGGAGGCCAAGGUGAGCAUAUGGGUCACGCUGAGGGUGACCGAUGUCAAUGACCACAAACCUGAGUUUUUCAACUGUAGCCUCCUGGCCUGCACCUUCACCCCUCAAGAGGCCCAAGUCAACUUCUCCGGCUCCGUGGACGAACAUGCCUCCACGCGCAUCCCCAUCGACGACCUCACCAUGGUGGUCUAUGACCCAGACAAGGGCAGCAAUGGUACCUUCCUGCUAUCCCUGGAGGGCGCCGAUGCCGAAGCCUUCAGCGUGUCCCCUGAGCGGGCAGCGGGCUCGGCUGAGGUUCAGGUGCUGGUGAAGGUCCCGUCACUGGUGGACUAUGAGAAGAAGACGGUGAUGCUAGUGCAGGUCGUGGCCACUGACUUGGUCAGCGGGAACUCCUCCGUUGCCUUGGUGACCAUCUACCUUAGAGACAUUAACGACCAUAGGCCCACAUUCCCUCACAGCCUGUACAACCUCAGUGUCCCUGAGCACAGUGCAAAUGGCUUUGUGGUCACCGACAGCAUUCACGCCUUUGACCCAGACACGGGCGAGGGGGGCCGCAUCACCUACAGCCUGCUUCCAGGAAACGGGGCAGACAUCUUCGAGGUGGAUCCUGACUCAGGGACAGUGACAGUGAGAGACAGCGAGCUGCUGGACAGGGAGAAGCAGGGGGUGUACAAUGUCACACUGCAGGCCACAGAUGGCGGGGGCCUGUCAUCCUCCACCACGCUGCAGAUCUACCUGCUGGACAUCAAUGACAACACGCCAGUGGUCAUCGGCUCCUACAUCAUCUUUGUUCAAGAAGAGACGGGCAAUGUCUCCGUGACCAUCCAGGCUCAUGACGACGACCAGCCAGGCACCAACAACAGCCGUCUGUACUUUAGCUUGCUGCCCAGUCCCUACAGCCACAACUUCUCGGUGGACCCUGACACAGGGCUCCUCAGAAACCUGGGACCCCUGGACAGAGAGGCCAUUGACCCUGCCCUGGGGGGUCAAAUUGUGCUGACGGUGCGUGUGUCCGACUGUGGCGUGCCUGUCCUCAGCACUGAGGUCAACGUCACCAUCACUGUGGAGGACAUCAAUGACAAUCUGCCUGUCUUCACCCAGUUGAGUUACACCUUCCCGGUGAGGGAGAGGGACCCAGGAGUGCUGGUGGGCGUGGUGAAGGCCUGGGAUGCGGAUCAGACGGAAGCCAACAACCGUAUCAGCUUCAGCCUGUUAGGGGGCGGUGCCAACUUCAUGCUCCGGGGCUAUGUGCUGGGGUCUGGGUGGGCUGAGGGCCGCCUCUGGCUGCCCUCAGAUGUGAGCCUGGACUAUGAGACCCAGCCCUCCUUCAAUCUGACAGUGAUUGCGGAGAACCCAGACCCCCAGGGAGCUGAGGCCACCGCAGGAAUCUUUGUGCCUGUGGAGGACGUGAAUGAUGAACCACCCACCCUGGACGCGUCCUCGCUCCAGGGCAUUCAUGUGGCUGAGAAUGGCUCGCAGCACGGCCUGGUGGCUGAGGUGGUUGCCCAGGACGUGGAUACACAGGCCCAGCUGGAGGUGCAGCUUGUAAACGUCAUCUGUACCAAGGCCGGGGUCAACGUGGGCAGCCUGUGCCAUGGCUGGUUCUCUGUGCUGGCCAACGGCUCUGUGCUCAUCAAUCAGAGUGAGGCCAUCGACUAUGAGAUCUGUGACCUAGUCACGCUGGUUGUGCGGGCCUAUGACCUCACAACGGAUCCCCGCUUCCAGGCCUACAGUGACAACGGAAGCCUCCCCAUUGCCAUCGAGGACGUGAAUGACAAUGCACCCUAUUUUCUGCCUGACAAUAAGACUUUUGUGAUCAUCCCGGAAAUUGUGAUGCCCAGCCAUCAGGUUGCUUCCGUCCGGGCCAGAGACGAUGACUCAGGGAACAAUGGGGCCAUCCUGUUCUCCAUCCUCCAAGCGGAUUUCGUCACUAAGGAUGGGGCCGUGAUCGCUUUCAAUGGCUUCUUCCGAAUCUCCACCUCCUCAGAGGCCAACGUGUUCAUUGGCACCAUUGAGCUGGUGACCAGCCUUGAUUCAACUCUCCAAGGCACCUACCAAGUGACAGUUCAGGCCCAGGACAGACCUUCCGUAGGUCUUGCCCAGGAAGCCAAUAUCACCCUGAAUCUCUUCACUGUGGACCAGAGUUACCGUGUGAGGCUGCAGUUCUCCACGAACAAGGAAGAAGUGGGCGCCAACAUGGAGGAGAUUAAGGCGGCUCUCGCCCAGGCGACCAGGACUACUCUCUACGUUGUGGACAUUAAGGACAUAGAAUCCACAGCUCGGGCCCGAAGCCGUUCCUACCUUGACGGCUACUUAGUCUUCCCAAAUGGGUCAGCCCUGACACUUGAUGAGCUGAGCGUGAUGAUCCGGAGUGACCAGGACGCACUGAUGCAGCUGCUGCAGCUGGGGCUGGUGGUGGUGGGCUCCCAGGAGAGCCCGGAGUCAGACCUGCCAAAGCUGCUCAGUAGCGUCAUCAUCGGAUUGGGAGUGGCUUUGCUGCUGGUCAUUGUGAUCAUGACCAUGGCCCUUGUGUGUACCCAGAAGAGAUACCACCGGAAGCUUCGGGCUGUAAAGGCUGCCAACGAGGCCCGGAGAACAGUGGCGGGGGUGAUGCCCUCAGCCUCUGCCAUCCCUGGGACUAACAUGUACACCGCUGAGAGGGCCAAUCCCAUGCUGAACCUCUCUACCAAGGACCUGGGUUUUGAGUCCCAAUCCUCCUCCAGCGACCUGGACUGUAUCAGCCGCAACUCCCUGGAUGACAACUCUGUGGACCUGGAAAAGGACAAACAGGAAAUCAAGGAGCCCCUGCACAGUCCUACAGCAUCAGAUGCAGAGCCCCUGAGCGCAGUACUGUCAGGAAGGAACGUGGGUACCGGGGGACAGCUGUCCUUCACCAACGCUGGCCUGGACACCACAGACCUGUGACGGGGGCCCUUCUACAGAGCUCCACAUGGGCCCUGACUCUUCUAGUCUACCUCGGAAGAGGCCCUGUCUCCCCCAAACUAUACCUACCCUCUCUGAAUUUAAUAAUACAUUGUGUUGAU